Molecule: messenger RNA, 6124 nt
Organism: Ostrinia furnacalis (Asian corn borer)
Lineage: Eukaryota; Metazoa; Arthropoda; Insecta; Lepidoptera; Crambidae
Exons: 10
Coding region: 532-4776 (1414 amino acids)
Source: RefSeq, a predicted model, not a curated record
CUUUUGCUGUUAUGGGCAGGCAGUGCGGCCCGUGCGUUCGUCGGGAGCGGUUCUCUCGCUGCUGCUUGUCAACAUCGCGAACAUCUGACAGCCUGAAAAAAUUACGUAAAUAUUACAACACUCACGCAUUGAUUAUUAUGAAACGUCUGUAACUGUAAGGCCGCAGCACUGGUCGGCCGUCGGUAGAGCGUAGGAACCCUGGACAGUGAGCAUGGUGUGCGAACCACGUUUUGUUUAAAUUGUGCGAUCCUGUUUGACCCUGGUGAUUUUAUUUUAUUAUAUCGUACGUAUCCUGCCCGGCCCGUGGUGUGCACUGAAUCAUCCGGCUCUGUGUUUUUGUUGUGAUUUAUUUCUGAUUGGAUUGUCACUUAUCUUUUGAUGUGACGGUGCUGCCAACAUGGUGUAGGCUUAAUCAAUGACUGUGCCAAAUUCUCCGCCAAAUAUGGCUGUGCCCAAAACGCAAAAGACUUUUCUCGUGUUAUAACUUCUCUAGUGAUAGACCAAUGAAACGGUGAAAUAUAACCAAACACCAUGGGACGGCGACGCUGGAGAUUCGUCACAAUCGCUUCGUUCCUGCUUUUUAUUAUAAAAGAGACGCAAUGUCAAGAUGAAAAUGAUUUUUACUACACACCGGUGGAAAGAAGUUUUGCUCAAGUACAACCGCCUUUAUUUCCAAACAGUCGGCCAACGUCAUUCUUUGACCAUGGAGACAACUUCAGGGUAGCACCGUCAGCACCGCAGCCGUUAUACAAUGACGCCCAUGUCAGAUUCCCUAGUCCUAACUACAACCAAAACCCCUCACCCUUCCAAUUGCCCACGGGCAGAAGUCAAUCCGGCACUCAAUAUUAUGUAAAUCAACCAGAAUUCACACCACAACGACAAAGGUUCAGGCCAGCACUGCCAUACAACUUCCAGAUGGUUCAUCCAGCAUCAACCAAGAGGCCAGAUGCAUCCCAAAUACACUCAGUGGCGUAUCAAAAUGAUCCAUCCAAACCAGAAACAUUUUUAGGCCAAAUAACAAUUAACAAUCCAGACAUAGACUACCUACGGAAUAGCAGGUUUAAGACUAUACCAUUUGAUGGUAAUAGCUUGAAGAGCAAUGGCCAGAGCGGUCAUAUAUCACAUGAUGAAGAUAUUGACAAUGAUAACCAAGAUCUUUAUGAUCAUCAUAGAGUAACUACUUACAAUCCAAAUAAAUUAGUAAGUAAACAAAGACUGAGUAAUAAACCUACAAGCUCGCGAUUUUCACAAUUUGAAUCCCCGUCUAAUGAUGACAAAUCUAACUUCAGGAACAGUCAGAAGUUUAGUAAUAACAAUUUCAAACCUGUAAAAUCCGAUGCAAAUGUUUACCACAGUUCUUCUACUGAAUACAAAGCCUUAUUAGAUUUAGAACCGCUUCUUGAGGAUGACAUAAGUGACAUAAGUUCAUUCAGAGAGUUGAUGAAAAAUAAACAAGCUUCUUUUGAUGUUCAAGUUAUUAAAUCGAACCAAAGUGAUUCAAAUUCAGAACAAACUGAAGACAGUAAGCCUGAUGCAAGUUCAAUGAAUGCUGAUAAUAAAAUUAUGACGUAUCGAAGACCUGGUACAACUUCUUCUUCUACUACUACAUCGACUGAAAAGUCUGCUGAGAUUCACCAUCACGAUGACAAUGAAAGUGGCGAGGAAGAGGAGGAAGGAGAAUAUGUCGAAUACUACGAUGAAACAGAUGCACCUGAAGUAAAACCGACAACACGGCAACCAGUAUCGUCGGAACCUGUGACUGAUAUUUAUGACGAAUAUGAUUCAAAUGAAGAAUCUGAAACAACUACUGAAGAAUUUAAAACUAAUUCAUCAGAAUUUGAUGUUUUAGUAACGAAACCAGUGAAUACUACGGUAAAAGACGACAAUUUCAAACAUUUUGUAGACACAACUAUUAUCGACCAAACUGAACACGACGAAGACAAAGUAACGACUGGGGCAACCGUCGAAUCUUCAACAUCUGAAGAAGACGUUAGUUCAAUUGAGACUCCAUCAAUUCUGGGACAAGAGGUUGUAUCUGUUGUUACCACGAAAAGCGUUGUAAAUGGAACAAUAUCUGUACCAGACGUCACUUAUGCACCCACUACUGCUAAAAUCAUCGCGGCGUCAGAAGCAUCAUCUUCAUCUUCCUUGGAAGAACUUCAAAAUAAUGACACAUCAACAUCUGUUACUACUGAAAAUUGGAUUGUUGUUGCAUCAGUACAAACUAGUAGAAGUGUGUCCGGAGCUAGAUUUUUGCCAUUCCCAGCAAUCGGACAAGAUGAUAAAAAACAAGCAUUGUCAGAUGAACAAGAAGGAGAUGAAGAGGAUGAAGAAACCGCUACCAAAGAUCCUAAGAUAGAAUCUGAUUCAGCUAGUAUCAUUAGUAGUUCAUCUUCAUCGUCAACUGAAAAUAUAAAUGACAAGUUAGAUAGCAUACAGUCAGAAUUAUCAAGUGCAGUACUUUCCGGAACAUUAAAUAAAGCGCAUAAGAUUGCAUUAAUUACUGAAACUACAACAGAAGCAACGACAACUAGCACAACAACGACCUCUACAACUACAACACCUUCUUCACUUAAUGUUUUUACUUUAAAGAGCACUGCACCAACUUCCGUGACAGAAAAAUCAGCCCCAGAACCGUUACCAGUUAACAUAAAGAAAUUCGCACCUCGUAUCACAACUACUACGACUCAAAAACCUAAGAAGAAAUUGGUGACUGUUAUGGAUGAUUUGUCAGGUCUCUUACCGCCAGGUUAUAAACCACGACUGUCAUUUAAAGAUAAAAGAACAAGUACAACAACUACUACUACCACCACUACGACUACCACUACUACAAGUGCACCAGAGCCGUCUUCUGAAGAGUCAGUAAUAAAUGGAACCCAAGGACGAUCGUCAGGCAUAAGCACUAAAAACAGAGUUAUUAUCUUAGAUGAUAAAUCAUUGCUACCUAAAGAAUACAGACCUAAAGAACAUAAACCACAAGAAGAACUAGUGAAAAAGUUCCAGACAGAUGAUAUAAGCAAGUUUUUGCCUCCAGGAUAUAAACCUCCUGCAUCAGAAGCACCUGAAGUAAAAGAAACCACAAAACCAAGUAUUGUAGAUAAAGUACAAAAAGUUGAUAUAACAGCAUUUUUGCCUAAAGGUUUUAAAUUGAAUACUUCAACUACAGAAAAAUCCAAAAUAGAACCUAAGAUACCGGCAAUUGUGCCCGUUAGUGAUUUAUCAGCAUUCUUGCCCCCUGGUUUUAAGCUGAAUUCAACGGAAGAGAAACCUAUUGAAUUACCAUUGGAUAAGAUUAAAGUUGCUGAUAUUUCGAGCUUACUUCCACCUGGCUUCAAAUUGAACGAAACUGAAGAGCCAGCUCCUCCGAGCUCAACAACCAAAGCUCCAGGUGGUAUAAAAUUAGUAUUCCCGUCAAGACCAGGAAGCAAAAAUGCAAGAAAAUCAACGCCCAGGCCAAACACAAGUAUUGGUCCUGCUCCUGUCACUCCUAAGAUUCAAAAAGGCUGGCCAACGAGAGCCUCCACCGAAUUCACUGGAUGGCCGUCCCCAUCCACAACACCAUUUUCAAUUGAGAAGCUUUUGGAAGCACAAAGGAAUGCAACCGCAACAAGUCCAAUGCCUGAGUUCAGCACUGAAGUAACGACACGACGAACGACGACGACGACGACCACGACACCAGCGCCGCCCCCGCCGACCACUCCCGGCGUUUGCAGACGGGAGUGUGAUAUCGCAGCUACUAUCAAAAUCGUUGCAGGUGCUAAAUGGAUACCCGAAUUAUUGGAUAGGAAUACCGAAGAAUGGCAGAAGUUGGCUGAUGAAGUCAAAGAAGAACUUAACUCUGUCUAUUCUAAGUCUGAUUUGCUUAAGAAAUGGUACAAGAACAUUCGUAUUGAUGGAUUCAGUCAGGGCUCUAUUCUCGUUGAUUACUUUAUUGAGCUCAAUGACGUUGAAGAGAGAAUCGACACCGUCGAUCUAAAGAAAAUGUUCCAUAGAUCCCUCCAUGAAGCCAAACCUGGGUCAGUCAUGGAGAAAGCAGUUGAAGACUCAACUAAUGAGGAAUUUGAUCCCGAUAAAAUGAUGGGUGACCAACCUGAUGAAGAUAGAAUGACGAAAAGUGAUGAAAAGAUGACUAAGACUAUAGACAAAUCUGCUGGAAAACUAGAAAUAGGAAAAUUUGUUAUGGAUCCUGCUUACACGGAAUUCAUUGUUCUACCAAAACGUGAGGAGCCGAAGGUAGUGGCACCUGAAGAGGAAUCGUUCCUGCCACAGUGGGGUAUUGCUGUAAUAGUGAUAGCGAUGGCUUCACUUUUGUUUGUUGUUAUUUUCGGAGUUACAGUGCUGGUCAAUCGGCAAAAAAGCGCUAAAGCGAAACAGCCAAUACCACUCAGCGAGGAUAUGCUCCGAGAACUGGACAAGAGCCACAUGGGUGGCUUCGAUGACAUGCAUCAGCUAAAGGAGAGGGAUCUGCCUUAUCUCCCUAGUGGAAAGGUAAAGCGCAUGUCCACGGCGUUCAUCGAACAGCUGGCAUACCCCAAUCCUGGGGACUCCUGGAGGUCGGAGUGGACUCCGCAGCUGCAGAAGUAUAUGCAGCACUACACUCCCGACUCGGGCAGGGGUUCGCAGAUAUACGGGCCUGUCGGAAAUGGAUAUGGAUACGGCGGUGGAUCACAGCUGUACGGGCAGACGGGAGGCGGCUCCCAGCUGUACGGAUACACGGGCGAGUACCCGCGCUCGCACUACUCGCGGCGCCGCUCCGAGUACGACAGCAACUUCUAGAAUAUGCUAGAACCACCCUGAGACUUGACACAAUUUGACAAUAUCACAUUUUCAAACCUCAAUUAAAAUCCCUAGUACCCAGUCGUCGUUUUAUCACAUAAAAUGAGGUCAUUUACUCGUACAUCAGUAACAGGUUGUGAAUACGUUUUAUUAUCAUCAAAUCUAAAUUAUAUCACAGAAUUUAUACGUAUUUUAUAUUAUGCAUUGUAUUUUUAGCAGCUUGUAGUCCGGCCUAUUUAGGACUAUACAGUGCCAAGCGUUAUUUUGCGUUUUGUAUCUACUUACUACGAGUUUAAUUAAUAUAAAACCAGCAACUGAAAUAGUUUUAAAUAAAAAUUGUCUGCCAAAAUAUUAUUAACUAUAUGACUGAUUGUGAGAUGUAAAUAUUGUAGAAUAAGAACUCACCAAUAUUGUAAGUCGGGAUUAGUAGAAUUCAUAGAGGGGAUGCUACAUCUAUGUGAUUUUUCAUUUGUGCUAUUACGAUAAAAAUUGUCUGCCCUUCUUUCUAAGUCUUCUUGUCAACUGACCCUCGCGUUCAGUUUGGCUAAUGAACUAUAUUAUUUAAUAUUCAGUCUUUUUAUCCGUAUGCUGCUAUAGAUGGAAUAUCGCAUACGUAAAGUGUAGUACUCCGGCCUAUGAAGUGUUUCUGUAGAUAACUCUCUGCAUACCUAUAUUUGCUCAGAACAUGUAGUGGAGCGUAUGGGCCGAGUGUGCGUCAAACGCCCCUGUGCCAAAUCGUCGUUCGUCGUACAUGUGUAAAUAUUAAAAUGUAACUUUCUGAAUAGAACAGAAUUAUUUAGAUGAGUGUAGAUAUCGUCUGGAAGCUAUAUUAUAACGUUGAGUGACGCGUAGCAACGUCUAGUUCGGUUCAAUGUUGAAUGGACCUCCACGUUUUCAAUAAGUAAGUGCGUGUGUGAACCUUAUAAUGUUAAGAAUUUAUUAAUUUUACAUUAACUUGUGCGUAACUAAAAUGUUAUUGAUCGUCAAUUUAAUUGUCGCGAAUAACAUCAGCAGGUAUGAAGACAUUAAUAUCUAAUUUAAUUAAUAGCCGAUAGGAAUAUUAUAAAUGACUAUAAUAAUGAACGCUGAAGUUUUUGAAUCUUCGAAAUGUUUUUCUCGAUUGUGUCAAAUAAAUGAUCAAUUUCAUCAUAGAUAUCGAUUGUUGUUGUACAUUCCUGGAAUUAUGAUCAUUUUAACUAUGUAUUUACCUACCAAUUAGUGUAAGUAUAGUUGCAUGAUAAUUCUUGUAUAUAAAAUCAAUUUUUGUACAUGUAGAUUUCUAAUUUAAUUAUUAUAAUUAUAGUUAGUGACAAACUAAACAAUUAAGACCCUGAAUAUAGAUAAUAAU